Messenger RNA from Salvelinus namaycush (lake trout), 1536 nucleotides. RefSeq names its product igLON family member 5-like. Gene Ontology annotation, molecular function: nucleic acid binding. The record is from RefSeq and is a predicted model, not a curated record. Gene Ontology annotation, cellular component: neuron projection. Bases 1 to 1536 code for a protein of 511 amino acids. Lineage: Eukaryota; Metazoa; Chordata; Actinopteri; Salmoniformes; Salmonidae. The transcript is spliced from 12 exons. Gene Ontology annotation, biological process: DNA integration.
AUGGUCUCCGACCGGGGCCCCCAGUUUGCCUCCAGAUUUUGGAGGGUAUUCUGUACUCUUCUGGGCUCAUCAACCAGUCUGUCCUCGGGUUAUCACCCUCAGUCCAACGGUCCAACUGAGCGGGUGAACCAGGAAUCUGGAGACCGCCUUACGGACCUGGAAGAGGGCUCGUUCAGCACUCCUGAGGGCCUCAGCUCGAGUUCAACGACAGGCCAACCGUCAUCGCUGCCCGAGUCCCUUCCUGUGUCCAGGCCAGAUGUUGUCAGUUCCGGCAAGGGACUCAGUAUCUCGUGGAAUGGGAGGGUUAUGGGCCUGAGGAACGUUCCUGGGUUCCGGCCCGGGACAUUUUGCACCCCGGACUCAUUCGGGACUUCCGUCAACGUUCAGCUACCCCUGGUGGAAGAUUCCUCGUCCCGCCGCGUCGACGUCACCACUUCGGCCCGCCCACCAGAAUCCGCGCGAAACACAGUCGACGAGGCGCUCAUGCCCGCUUCAGCCGCCAUCACUCUAGCGUCCUCCCUCAAGCGGUCUCUGCGCUCCGACGCCCUGGCGAUCUCCUCAGCCAGAACCUCCGACGUCCAUUCACACGACUCCGGACCAAGUGUGCAUGGAGCCGAAUUCGGCCACCUGCCCGACAACAUUACAGUGCUGGAAGGAGAGAGCAUCAUUCUGAGGUGUAAAAUCGACGAGGAGGUGACCCACAAGGCGUGGUUGAACCGCUCAAACAUCCUGUUUGCGGGGACAGACAAGUGGUCGCUGGACAGACGGGUGUCGCUGGUCAACAGUAACACUAGUGACUUCUCCAUCCAGAUAGAGAGAGUGGAGGUGGCUGACGAGGGGCUGUACACCUGCAGCUUCCAGGCCAGCAACAAGCCCCGCAUAGCCCACGUCUUCCUCAUCGUCCAAGUGCCAGCCAGAAUCGUCAACAUCUCCCAAGACGUGUCAGUGAACGAGGGGGGCAAUGUAUACCUCUUCUGUCUGGCGGUGGGACGACCUGAACCCACUGUCACCUGGAAGGAGAACAAAUAUGGUCUAAUGAGUGAAGGGGAGUUCCUGGACAUAACAGAGAUCAAGCGGCAUCAGGCGGAAGAGUUUGAGUGCAUCACUAACAACGGAGUGACGCAGCCCGACAUACGCAAGGUCAAGGUCACCGUCAACUACCCUCCCAUGAUCACAGACGUGAAGAACAUGCCAGCCCAGCUGGGCAAGACGGCCAUUUUGCGCUGUGAGGCCAUGGCAGUACCCACAGCCUCCUUUGAGUGGUACAGAGACGACCGCAGGCCGGUAGAGAGCGAUAACACUCUGAGGAUCAAGAACGAGAAGACGCGUUCACUGCUUCUCUUUACCAACGUGACGGACAAACACUUUGGCAACUACACUUGUUUUGCCUCCAACAGGCUGGGAGCCUCCAACGCCAGCAUGCUGCUCUUCCGGCCGGGAGCCGUGUACGGACGAGGCGUGGCCGUCAACGUGGGGGUGAGUGCGGGUGUUGGCUUUUGGCUUUGCCUCUCUGUCUCUCUCCUGAUGAAGGUCUAA